GAUUCAGUCUCGCUUACUGAGGAAGACAGUUAUUCCUUGAUACUUUCAAGUGACACGUCAAUAAAUGUGGAACGUGAUUUGUGGCCCAUGCCUAAGUUCAAAAGGCGUCCCCUUCCUGUGAUUCAUUCCGUGGCAUUUCUUUCCAAUGGUCUUCGUAUGCUCCGCGAUCUAGCAUGGCCUCCGUCAGCUUUUGACGGAAUGGGUGUCUGGGCACAGGGACAAGCCUGCUGUGUGGUUCUAUCGAUCGGUUGGAUGAGCUAGCAACUUGCGGCACCGUAGAGGUCGUCUCAGCCAAUGCCACUACGCCCGACAGCAGAUUCCAGCGCU
Molecule: messenger RNA, 327 nt
Organism: Laetiporus sulphureus 93-53
Lineage: Eukaryota; Fungi; Basidiomycota; Agaricomycetes; Polyporales; Laetiporaceae
Exons: 4
Coding region: 88-261 (57 amino acids)
Source: RefSeq, a predicted model, not a curated record